Messenger RNA from Plectropomus leopardus (leopard coralgrouper), 1577 nucleotides. The record is from RefSeq and is a predicted model, not a curated record. NCBI's taxonomy places the organism in Eukaryota, Metazoa, Chordata, Actinopteri, Perciformes, Serranidae.
CAGACAGAUGUCUCUGCUGACAGAUGAUCGGCCUGAGGACGCCGUGAGCCCCACAGAAAGCACCAGGAUGGAGGACAGUGGGGGGAUGAAGACGAAACAGACGGAGGAAGAGGAUGUGGCGGUGAAGUCAGCCCUGAUGGAGCCCAGCACCUUGCAGUGGCCCGGAGACAGACAGACAGGUGGACAGACAGGGGGACAGACAGGGGGACAGACAGGUGGAGGUAAAGGCGACAGGAUGAGUAUGAAGUCAGACAGUUCUGUACGAGAGGCGGCGAGUUGGACGGAAAGCGAGAGGGAGCUGAUGGCGGAGAGGAAGAGGAGGCGGGGUGAGGAAGGGGCGGGGCUUAUGGAGGAAGAGGCGGGGUCAACAACGCACCUGGAAGAGGAGCCCAUAGAGAACCACCUGCCGGAGAAAGCGGCUCAGGUGUUCAGUCCUGCAGUGACCGUCCUCCACGGCCCCUCCUCACCCAGAGAGAGCGAGGCAUUCUGGGACACGGAGCCGGAGAAGAGUCCCUACCUGGACUCCCGAGGAGUCCAACAGGACUACAACCAACAUGGCUACCUGUACGAGUGGCCCGAGGAACCGCCCCCAACCACAUGUGGGCGGGGCUGUCCCCACAGAGACAUCCUGAAGAUAGCCGUGUCCCUGAUGACGUCAGCGCUCUUCUUCCCCCUCCUGGUGUGGGGGGGGUUUGUCUUCCUGCCGUUUGACGCCCCUCUGCUGGACGGCGCUCCCCUCAGACUCGUCUAUACGCUGCGCUGCUCCGUGUUCGCCGCCAUCCCCAUCGUCCUCGGUUGGUUGGUUCUGGGCGUCAGUCGGCUCAGGUCAGGUGCGAUUCGCCCGCUGGACCAGGUGAACGAGGCGGAGCUUCAUGAGGUCGCCGUCCAUCAGCGCUUCGUCUCAGACUCCGUCUCCCUGUUCCUGAUCUACUUCCUGCAGCUGGUCGUCAUGGCGAUGUACCUGAGCCAAGAGCACCUGAAGCUCAUCCCUCUGCUGACGGUCGUCUUCGCCUUCGGACGGCUGAUUUACUGGGUGGCCGCAGCGUUCAGCAGCAGCAUUCGUGGUUUCGGUUUCGGUCUCUCCUUCCUGCCGAGCGUCGCCAUGAUGGUCGCCAACAUCUACUUCAUCUUCACCGUGGAGUCGUCGGGGUCCGUCUUCAGCCUCCCGCCUCCUCCCGAGGAGGCGAUGACCCCGCCGGCCGGCAGACAAAGGUUCUGGGGAUGAACGGAAAUCAAAAACGGCUCAAAUGUUUAUGACCACUUUAUUUUUUAUAAACUUUUUUUUUUAUGAAGUGAAAAAGAGAAAUAAGAAUUAAAAGAUUUAUGUUUAUAAAAUGUUUUAAGACGUUCAUUGUACAACCUCACUUACGACAUCUGACGUUUCAUUAAUAUUUUAACAGUUUCAGUUUUUCAGUUGUUUUUUUUUGUCUGUUUGAGACAGUUUGUAGAAAUAUUUUGUUGUCAAACUACUUCCUGUUUACUUCCUGUUCAGCCUGUUUCUGUUGGUCCAUUUUUCAACAUUUUAUUUUGUAAAAUCAGUUUAAUGAUCAUUAAAUAUUUGAUCUCAGUAUAAAAAA